Molecule: messenger RNA, 1565 nt
Organism: Athalia rosae (coleseed sawfly)
Lineage: Eukaryota; Metazoa; Arthropoda; Insecta; Hymenoptera; Athaliidae
Product: death-associated protein 1
Exons: 3
Coding region: 261-569 (102 amino acids)
Biological process (GO): negative regulation of autophagy; cellular response to amino acid starvation; apoptotic signaling pathway
Molecular function (GO): death domain binding
Source: RefSeq, a predicted model, not a curated record
UGUUUGUAAAGUUCAGUCGUCGGUGUUGACGCCGCAAUUCGCUGCACGACGCACAUCCUUGCUCGAUCAGUUUGAGUGCCAGCGCAACACUUCGUGAUAAAAUACGUGCAUACUUUAUAGUUGGAAUUGUCGUCAGCAGUACACAGUGUGUAAUCAGUCGCCGCUGCUGACAUAUUGAAAGUCAAGUUGUUGCACCAUCUCGCGCUCCGAUUAAAGUGAUAAUUAUUUCACAUACGGCUAUUUUAUAACCAUUUGCUAUCAUGUCUAGCGCUGAAGAAUGCGAACUCAAAGGAGGGCACCCCCCUGCAGUCAAAGCAGGUGGUAUGAGGAUAACGCAACAUAAGACACCUAGAGAAGAUCGUGAGGCUAAACCUGGAAAAGAAUCGGAGGAAGCAAAGCCUUCCACUAGUCCACCAAAAACAAUGCUGAUAAGCGGGGCACCGGCAAGAGGAAAUGCAGAUUUCCCACCCGAAGCAGUGCAAAACUUCCACGCAAAGCCAGCACCAACUCACGAUGCACGUCCAGCCCACUGCUCUCGUCCAAAUAUAAUUCAACAACCAAGGAAGUAAAUGUAAUAAAUUUACACUACAACACAAUGAAGAAUAUCUGGGCUGUAAUUAAAGUUUGAAACAAAUUGAUGAGCAAAAAUUUUAUACAUGCAAUGAAAAGUAGAAAAUAGAAUACCUAUAAAGAAAUUAAAAGUAACGCUUUUGAAAAACAUAUUUUUCUCAGAAAUUGAUGCUACAAUAGUUGAUAAACUACACUCGAAAAUUCAUCCCUCAUAUUCUAUCAUCGUAACAUAUAUAUCCGUACUAUUUUAUCUUUAAUUUGAAAUAUCUUGAAGGAUUUUCCGUUGAUGAUUCGUCCAAUGCUUCAUUCAACCGGACAUUUAUACAAUGGUUGAAUUUUCUGUUGAAAAAAACUCUGAUAGUUCGUGAAGGCAAAUUUGACUAUGCAAUUAUAUUUUACAUUCAGAGUUUAUAUUGUUGAGCAAGACAAUGAAGGAAAGUUUAUUUUUCAUUUAUACGAGUAAUAAUGUAGGGAAACUACAUAAAUGGAUAUUUCUAUUUUAACGAAACCUCGAGUCAUUCAUAGUUUUUAUCACUCCUUAUAAAUAUUAUUUUAUUUUUAUAUUUGCAUCGUAUCGAAUAGUACAAGGAAGUCUUCUUUCAUUUAUAAUUUCGGGACCAACACCAAGCAAAUUGAUACAUCAAUUGGAUAAUUUGCAGACCUUUAUGAGUACUUUUGUAUUGUACUUUGCAUUUAUUACCUUUUUUUGUCUUGUUGAUUAUUUAGAUCAACUAAACUCAAAGUUGAGUUUGAUUUCGUUUCGGUUGUGGAUUUGUUAAUUUUUCAAGGCUUUUAUUUUGUUUCAUUGAAAAAGAAAAACUGUUUAUAUUUUAUCUUAGAAGAAAAUAGUGAGGUAAAAAAGUUAACGUGAUAAGCAAUACGAGUGCGUAUUAACUUGUGUGUGGAAAGUAAUACAAAUGGGAAGAGAACACAUAAAACUUGUGAUUUAUUGUAUGAUUCUGUUUAAGAUGAUGAAUAAAUAAUUUUUCAAAUAA